Pipistrellus kuhlii (Kuhl's pipistrelle) is the source of this 1767-nucleotide messenger RNA. Its product is annotated as putative tripartite motif-containing protein 75. NCBI's taxonomy places the organism in Eukaryota, Metazoa, Chordata, Mammalia, Chiroptera, Vespertilionidae. Bases 317 to 1723 code for a protein of 468 amino acids. Gene Ontology annotation, molecular function: protein binding; zinc ion binding. The transcript has a single exon. The record is from RefSeq and is a predicted model, not a curated record.
GAAUCAAUUGGUACCCAAGAGUCAUGACUGCUUUCUGACCAAGAGAAUGCUGAACUUGGAUUCAUAUCCUCGGAGCUGCCAAGGACAGUAGUCCUCCAACUACUUUGAUUGGCUGCAGGUGGACAGAAGAACUCCUCUGGGCAGCUUCCUCUGUAGCUAAGGACCUCACCGGACUCCGAGGGCUGCCCAUAAUUGAUAGAAUUUACACAGGAAAGCGAGUGAGAUCUGACAGUGCAUCUGCUUUUCAGUGGAGAGGUUUCACUGAAAUCAACCUCCUGAAGAAACACACCUCAGUUCCAUCCUUCACUCAGGCGCAAUGGCAAUUGAAGCAGCUCUUGCAGUACUCCAGACAGAAAUCAACUGUCCCAUCUGCCUGGAUGACCUGAGAGACCCUGUCACCAUUGAAUGUGGGCACAACUUCUGUCGCUCCUGCAUCCAGCAGUCUUGGGCUGUUCAGGAGGACAGGUUCCCUUGUCCUGUGUGUCGUCACCGAUGCAGAGAGAGAUACAUGAGGAGCAACACCCAGCUGGGAAGGAUGGUUGACAUCACCAAGCUCCUCCAGAUCACCAGGGGCAAGAUGAAGCAGCAAGAAGAGAAGCGCUUGUGUGAGAAGCACAACCAGGCCCUGACCCUCUUCUGUGAGGAGGACCUACAGCUGUUGUGUGCCCUGUGCACUCAGCCCCCUGACCACCAGGGCCACCAGGUGAGGCCCAUAGAGGAGGCUGCCUCUCAUCACAGGCAAAGGCUCAGCAGUUACAUUGGGCCCCUGAAGAAGCAAGUUGCAGACAUUCAGAAACUAGUAGCCACCCAAGACAGGAGACUAUCAGAACUGAAAGAAAAGGUGGAAAACAGGAGAGAUAAAUUAGCCUCUGAAUUUGAAAAUCUGAUACAAUCUGUAGAGCAUGAACAAGAGGCAGUUCUCUCAAGGCUAGCUGCAGAAGAGAAGCACAUUCAACAGAAUUUCAGUGCAAACAAAACUGCAUUUUCAGACCACAUUUCCAAACUUAAAGUUCAACUAAAGGAGAUGGCAGAGAAGAGUGUGAUGUCAGAUGUGAAAUUGCUGAUGAACAUCAAAGAUGUCUUCGACCGUUGUGAAAAACUAGAACCUCCAGGUGUCUAUUGCUACCAGUUUAGGAGAGAAGAAUUCAGUCUUCCUCCACAAUGUUCAGCCCUGCAGAAAAUUAUACAGAGAUUUAGAGAAGAAGUAUUCCUGGAUCCUGAAUCUGCACAUCCUAAUCUGCUGGUGUCUGAGGAUAAAAAGUCUGUGACAUUUGUGAGGAAAAAGCAAAGAGUUCAUCAAAAUCCGAAGGGAUUUGAAGUGGAUCCAGUUGUCCUGGGUACUAAAGGGUUUGACUGUGGCCGACAUUACUGGGAGGUCCAGGUGGAUGACAAGCCUGAGUGGGCCGUGGGGGUCUGUAAAGACUCCCUCUCCGAGGAGAAAAAGCAGCCCCUGCUAAGACAGGAGAACAGAUGUUGGAUGAUUCAGCUGCAGGAUGGUGACUAUGUGGCAGGAGGGUCUGCUCCUGUCACCCUUGUGCUGAAGAAAAUGCCCAGAGGGAUUGGCAUCUAUCUGGACUAUGAGUUGGGUCAGGUUUCCUUUUACAGUUUGAAUGACAUGUCUCAUAUCCAUUCCUUCAGGGACACAUUUUCUGAAGUGCUAAAGCCUUACUUCUAUAUCGGAUGUGAUCCCAAACCUCUUACUAUCUGUGCAUUAAAAGAUUAGGAAGGAUGAACUGUCACUUCGUUUCAUUUUCUUCCUGUAAUUUA